AUCAUAAUGAUGUUAUGUCCACUAACCUCCAUCGACAAGUAAAAAGGAAAAUAAAGAGAGUAAAUUGACACGCAUUAGCAAUACAUAACCGUAAUUAAUUAUGCAAACAACAGAGAAGAGACAAGCUAGAGAGGGAUACAAAUGGCGGAACCCUGCCAUCUCAAAAGACUUCAAACCCCCUCCGCCUCUUCUUCUUCCACAAAGCCAAGGCCUUUUUGAUUCCGAGUCCUUUCUCCCGAACUUCAUUGCGAUCGGAGGAGAAUUAAAGGAGGAAGCUUUUGCUGAAUCGGAAAUGGUGUUCGAUCACGAAUCCUCUCUGAAAGAGCUCAAUCUGAAGAACAAACGAGUCAUGGGAGGAGGAUGGUCGGAGGAAGGAGCAGGGCGGUGGCCGCCGUGGCUGCGUCCGCUGCUGGCGACCCGGUUCUUCGCGCAAUGCGAGCUCCACGCCGAAGUGCAACGGAGCGAGUGCAACAUGUACUGUCUCGACUGCGCCGGCGGCGCCCUCUGCUCGCUCUGCCUCGCGCACCGUCACCGCGACCACCUCACGAUCCAGAUACGGCGGUCGUCGUACCACGACGUGAUCCGAGUGUCGGAGAUCCAGAAGGUGCUCGACAUCUCCGGCGUCCAGACCUACAUCAUCAACAGCGCCCGGAUCGUGUUCCUCAACGAGCGCCCACAGCCGAGGCCCGGCAAGGGCGUCAACAACACCUGCGAGGUCUGCGACCGGAGCCUCCUCGACUCCUUCCGCUUCUGCUCCCUCGGCUGCAAGCUCGCCAGCACCGGCACCCGCACCAGCAAGAAGAAUUCACCACUCAGACGGCAAACCACCGCGCCGGUGUCGGAAUCAGAGGACUCUUUCGCGAGCUCCAGCCGUGGGAGCGUGAGGAUGCAGAGAUCCACCCCUUCCGCGUCGCCGCCGGCCACCGGCGCACGGAGGAGGAAGGGCAUCCCUCAAAGAGCCCCCUUUAGCACUCAAUGACACUGCUUAAUUACAUAUUGUUUAUAGAAAACGACAAUUACCGACUAAGCUCAUUUCAUCUUCGUCGCGGAGCUAGAAACUCGAGCAAGAUGGAGAAGAAACCGAGGCCUGCCAUUUACUGGGCAUGAUUGCUACAGCUUGUGAUGAACGAUCUGUAAUAAAUUGCUCCCCUUCUUCCCCUCAACGUGCGUGCUAGACUACUAUUUGAUCUCACAGAUCAUUGGAGUUGGUAUGUGAUCGGAUAUUUGUUACAUAAAAUUACGGGGUCGAAAUUUAGGAUAAUUGGAGUGUAAAUCUAUGGUCCUUGUGUAACUCAUCCCACCUGCCACAUGCUUGCUCAGGAUGUUAUGAUUUACCUCCCUCGUGAUGGCCUUGGGUCGGGUGCGGCGGGAGCGCUGGGAGCGAGCAAUUUCGUCUUUUUUGCCACAUGUGCUAGACUACUAUUUUAGUCCCUCGGAUGGAUCUAGUAAUUAGCGUAUGAGAUGUUGCCACAAUGAGAUCUGGAAUCUCGAUAAAGCCGAGGUAAAUACCUCUCUUAUGUGUUAGUCACUAUUCUAAAAAACUAGUAGCCGUCUGUGAUUUACUUCCUCUGUGUUGAUCUUGAGA
Molecule: messenger RNA, 1585 nt
Organism: Zingiber officinale
Lineage: Eukaryota; Viridiplantae; Streptophyta; Magnoliopsida; Zingiberales; Zingiberaceae
Exons: 4
Coding region: 101-979 (292 amino acids)
Source: RefSeq, a predicted model, not a curated record